This is a messenger RNA of Arvicola amphibius (Eurasian water vole), 489 nucleotides long. RefSeq names its product ribosomal biogenesis factor (gene Rbis). The coding region runs from base 149 to 442 and encodes 97 amino acids. Gene Ontology annotation, cellular component: nucleolus. The transcript has 4 exons. Gene Ontology annotation, biological process: ribosome biogenesis. The record is from RefSeq and is a predicted model, not a curated record. Lineage: Eukaryota; Metazoa; Chordata; Mammalia; Rodentia; Cricetidae.
CCCGCUCUGCGUGGCCCUUGCAGUGGGCGGGGUUACGGCUGGAAAGCCUCACGCCGGCGGCGGGAGCUUCCUGUGUUUGUGAGUGGCGUCACUGGGAACCUGAGCGGCCGCGUGGAAUUUGGGGGUUUGGUGAGACGCCUACGAGACAAUGGCCAAGAACAAAUUAAAAGGGCAGAAGUCCAGGAAUGUAUUUCAUAUAGCCAGCCAAAAAACCUUCAAGGCUAAAAACAAGGCAAAACCAGUUACUACUAACCUUAAGAAGAUAAACAUUAUGAAUGAUGAAAAAGUCAACAGAAUGAACAGAGCUUUUGUAAACAUACAGAAAGAACUCGCAAGCUUUUCAAAAAGCCUUUCUCUGAAAUCUAUGCAGAAGGAGCUGAAGCACCAUGAAAAUGAACCAGCUAAUGUUGAUGAAGCAACCAGACUAAUGGCUCAAUUGUAACACAGUGACACUCCCUCAAAGAUCAAUAAAUGGAAUGCUUUAUACAA